GGGCUGGCCCAGCCCAUCAAACAGCCCCUCUGGCCCGAGGCCACGCAGCAGGCCAUGUCUCCAUGCCCCUCAGCGCCCGCGGGGGCCACUCCCAGGGCCCGACCGCGGAGCAGCAGCCCCCGCCAGCUCCUGCCUUCCAUGCUGAUGUUUGGUGUGAUCGUGGCAUCGAGCAGCCUGCUCCUGAUGAUCGAGAAGGGCAUCCUGGCGGAGGUGAAGCCCCUGCCUCUGCACCCUGCCCACGGAGAGCUCCCGGCAAGGCGUGGCGGCAGCCUCGGGGUGGCCAAGGAGGAGGAGGAGGAUGUGGCUGCGCAGGUGAUACGCGACAUCCGCAACCGGACCAUCCGCGCCGCGUGCGGGCAAGCGGGCGCCCCUCGCAGUGUGUGGGAGCUCUCGGCAGCGCAGCGGCGGGUGGUGCUCAAGCACCUCCUGGUGAGCGACAAGCACCGCUUCCUGUACUGCUACGUGCCCAAGGUGGCCUGCUCCAACUGGAAGCGCAUCCUGAAGGUGCUGGGCGGCACCCUGGAGAACGUGAACACCCAGCUGAAGAUGGACCACCGGAGGGACCUGGUUUUCCUCAGCGACAUGAAGCCCGACGAGAUCCGCUACCGCCUCAAGCACUACUUCAAGUUCGUCUUCGUCCGGGACCCGAUGGAGAGGCUGCUGUCCGCUUACAGAAAUAAAUUCGGGGAGAUCAAAGAAUACCAGUUAAGGUAUGGCGUGGAAAUAGUGAAACGGUACAGGAAAAACCCUGGGCAGAGCGCCGGAGACGACGUCACCUUCUCCGAAUUCAUCCAGUACCUCUUAGAUGAAGACGUGGAAAGGAUGAACGAGCACUGGAUGCCCAUCUACAACCUGUGCCAGCCCUGCGCCGUCAGGUACGAUUUCAUUGGCUCCUACGAAAGACUAAACGAGGAUGCCAAUUACGUGCUGGGAAGGGUUCGGGCGCCUUCUUUUGUGCAGUUCCCGGAACGGCAAUCGUGGUAUAAGCCAGUGACGCCAGAAACUUUGCAUUAUUACCUGUGUAAGACUCCAAGGGGGCUUAUCAAAGAGUUAUUACCAAAGUACAUUCUGGAUUACUCUUUAUUUGCUUACCCGCUACCAAACGUUAGCAGUCAAUUUUGCAGACAAUGAACAUUUUCCACUAUGAAGAAGUAGAUGUCCUAUGCAAUUUCCCAAUUUUAUCCCCUUUUUUAUAUCAAAUGCCUUGCUGCUUUGCUCUACAGGUUGCCUUUACAUUAAAAAAGCAUUCCCUUUUAUACAAAGUGUUAAUGGGCUGCUGACUUAAGCACAGGUUUUUUAAUGUGGUUUUUGUGUAUUUUAGGACCAAAGCAAUUUUUGUAUCAAAUGCAGGGCAGCAGUCACAUUUUAAGAACUGGAAUAGCAGGAGACAUGCAUAGAAUCAUGCUGUGUCAAGUAUUAUUUCCAUUAUUUUGUGUAAUAUAAA
This is a messenger RNA of Lacerta agilis (Sand lizard), 1444 nucleotides long. RefSeq names its product carbohydrate sulfotransferase 14 (gene CHST14). Gene Ontology annotation, molecular function: sulfotransferase activity. Gene Ontology annotation, cellular component: membrane. Gene Ontology annotation, biological process: carbohydrate biosynthetic process; dermatan sulfate proteoglycan metabolic process. Bases 55 to 1131 code for a protein of 358 amino acids. NCBI's taxonomy places the organism in Eukaryota, Metazoa, Chordata, Lepidosauria, Squamata, Lacertidae. The transcript has a single exon. The record is from RefSeq and is a predicted model, not a curated record.